Messenger RNA from Vidua macroura (Pin-tailed whydah), 950 nucleotides. RefSeq lists its product as uncharacterized. The coding region runs from base 1 to 891 and encodes 296 amino acids. The record is from RefSeq and is a predicted model, not a curated record. The transcript is spliced from 2 exons. NCBI's taxonomy places the organism in Eukaryota, Metazoa, Chordata, Aves, Passeriformes, Viduidae.
AUGACCCAUCACCUCCCAGGACAGCCCAUUCCAAUGCUUUCAAUGAGAAAAUUCUUCCUCAAGUCCUACCUGAACCUUACUGUGUGCAGCCUGAGGUUAUGUUCCCUUGUCUUCUCCCUAGCUGCCUCCCAUCUGGCUACAAUCUCUUUCCAGGUAGUUGUGGAGAGUGAUAAGACUGCUCUGAGCCUCAUCAUCCAACUAAACAACCACAGCUCCUUCAACCACUCCUCCUAUGACUUCAUCUCUCCAGAUGCCUCACCAGCUUCACUGCCCAUCUCUAGGCAUGCUCCAGACCCUCAGUGUCUGCCUGGAAUUGAGGGGCCCAGAACUGGACACAGGUUUCAAUGUGUGGCCUCACCAGUGCCAGGUACAGGGGGACAGUCGGUGCCCUGCUCCUGUGGCCACACUGUUUCUGACACAGGCCAGGAUGCCACUGUCAUUUUGCCCACCUGGGCACAGCUGGCUCAUGUUCAGCUGCUGCUGACCAGCUCCCCCAGCUCCUUUUCCACUCUGCCCCAGCCUGCAGCACUGCAAUGGGUUGCUGUGAUCCAGGGACAAGGCUUGGCACUUUGCCACACUGAGCACUCCACUGAGCUGGGCCCACGGAUCCAGCCUGCCCAGGUCCCUCUGCAGAGCCUUCCUGCCCUCCAGCAGAUCAACAAUCUCACCCAACGCAGGACUGUCUGCAAACUGACUGAGGAUGCCCUCGAUCCCCUUGUCCACAUCACUGGUAAAGACAUGAAAACAGAACUGGCCCCAAGAGAACCACUCCUGACCAGCUGCCAGCUGGAUAAACAGCAUUCACUGCCACCCUCUGGGCAUGGCCAUCCAGCUCUAACCCAGCUAAGAGUGUACCUGCUGCCACUUUCUCCGGGAGAAUGCCAUGGGUGACAGUUUCUGAGGCUCUACUGAACCCAUCAAAAGACAAACUUAGGAGAACCUCUCAUUAG